AUGAGUACCCCUGAGGGAUUGAACCCACAGGACAGGGCACACACGUUAUGGCAAGGUAACUUACCUAACCGUGCCCCGUCUACAACACUAUGUCCAAAGAACAAAUCUUUGCACAUCUUCACUGCUCCCAACUUUGACAAGAAUAUGAUUGUAGAUCUUGCAUCCGCUGCAUGGGCUAGUACUAUCCAUCCAAUGAGGGUCUUGUUUAAUCUCAGAAAACUCGUUUCCGCAAGGGACGUGGAUGAUGUUCUCUCUGACCGUGUAGGCCGGAUGACCUCUCUCACUCUACGUUAUACUCGCUCAAAAGACCUUCUGACAGAAGCCUUCUUUACUGACCCUUCCUCCCGCACCAAAGCAACGUCUGACGAGUUGACCUAUCAGAACACCCGAAUCAUUGCUACACUAAGAUUGCCUUCUAACUGCUACAUUGUUAAGGUUAAUCUUUACCAUAUUAACGCCUGCGAUCCUAGCACAGAUAUUCUCAAGCCCAUCGAAAAUGCAUUCCGGCCUUUUGGCAAAAUCGUUCAGCUGAGAGCUUAUCUCUCACACCGUGGUACUUUCUAUGGCGAAGCCACUAUCUAUUUAGACACCUCUGAACAAGAUGAGGUCCGCAGUCUCCCAAGCCGUCUCCACCUUGGUGGGUCUCUUUCCUGCCUUGCUGAGCUCCGCUCCACCGAUAUCACACCUGUGUGUGGAUACUGCCGAGAGGAAGGACAUUAUCUACGCUCCUGUACAAAACGUUCUCCUCUCGCACCUCGCACCUCACACCUUGCUGCCAAUGAUGCAGUCCAAGCGCGCUACCCAAGAGCAGCAGCAGAUUGCACUUGCCAAUACUGCAUCCCUUCCAACACACCAAUACUUGGUCGCUAUGAUAGAGACACCUGUACCACCAGCCACAUCAUAAACCUUGACUCCUACCCAUGCUUCACCCAUUCUCAACCCACCUGCUACACACACAAUAUGUCGCUGUUCCAUAUCAGCGAUGAAUACUCGCGCCAUGACGACCAGAAACCAGACCCCACACAACGACAAUCCCCCAAUUCCAUUUGA
Messenger RNA from Phycomyces blakesleeanus NRRL 1555(-), 1050 nucleotides. RefSeq lists its product as hypothetical. The transcript is spliced from 2 exons. Lineage: Eukaryota; Fungi; Mucoromycota; Mucoromycetes; Mucorales; Phycomycetaceae. The record is from RefSeq and is a predicted model, not a curated record. The coding region runs from base 1 to 1050 and encodes 349 amino acids.